Messenger RNA from Medioppia subpectinata, 421 nucleotides. NCBI's taxonomy places the organism in Eukaryota, Metazoa, Arthropoda, Arachnida, Sarcoptiformes, Oppiidae. The record is from the annotation of a GenBank genome assembly.
UCUGGCAAAAAGUCUUUGACGAUUAGCAAUGUCUACGGCUUGGGUGCGGGCGCUGUGGCCGACAUUAAUGGCGGUAAAAAUGGCCGCAAAAAUGUGGACGAAAAACAAGAAGUGAAGACAAUUACCGAACCUUUAUAUGAGAAAUAUAUGAAUUCGUUGUCAACGAAGGACUCUUCGGCCGGUCUAUUGGUUUUAGCCGAAGGCGGAAACGCUGGGGAGGCUGUGAUCGCCACCCGUGAGGGUCACCUCGACGUUAAGGGCGCCUCCGGUUUUAAACUCGGAUCCUAUACUGAGAUCUCUACCAGAGGUUAAAACUAAUUAUAACACAAAUCCCAAGCAUUUCUAAAUCAAUAUUUGCCACAAAUUAAUAAUAAUUUAUUAUAAUUUUAAUUAAUAAAAGUUUUUAAAAGCAAAAUCAAAA